CUUCGUUUUCUUUACUUGUUUGCUCAAUUCGUAAUUCUCGGUCUUCAUUUUUACUUGAUCUAUGUCAUCAAGAAUAAGAAUGACCAAACCAUAUUAAAGUAUGUUGAACCUGCUGCCCAAAGUUGGGAUGGAACCGAGACACCAGAUCAGCUGGUGAAUACGACAGUGAUGGAAUACGACAUUAAUGAAGUUAAAAAGUCAAUGAAGCAAUCAUUUGUUGGCAUCGCCCUCAUCGCCUUCAUUCAUCUUAAAUUUGGCUACAUUCAACCUUUAUUGGUUCAAUCCAUUCUCGGCUUCAAGACCUUUUUGAUGACAAAAGAAGCACGUCUUCACAUCUGGGGCGCUAAGGCCACAGGUGAUUUGAGACGUCCAUUUAGAAUUGAAGCACCUUUUGGCUUAGUAAGCGAAAAGAAACAGCCCAAGACAGACAAAGGAUCGAUCAAGAAGGCUGAGAAG
Rhizopus microsporus ATCC 52813 is the source of this 456-nucleotide messenger RNA. RefSeq lists its product as uncharacterized. Gene Ontology annotation, cellular component: mitochondrion; endoplasmic reticulum. Lineage: Eukaryota; Fungi; Mucoromycota; Mucoromycetes; Mucorales; Rhizopodaceae. The annotation marks the transcript as partial. The transcript has 3 exons. Gene Ontology annotation, biological process: protein targeting to ER. The record is from RefSeq and is a predicted model, not a curated record.